This is a messenger RNA of Corvus hawaiiensis (hawaiian crow), 2763 nucleotides long. Its product is annotated as zinc finger protein 239-like. Gene Ontology annotation, biological process: regulation of transcription by RNA polymerase II. Gene Ontology annotation, molecular function: RNA polymerase II cis-regulatory region sequence-specific DNA binding; DNA-binding transcription factor activity, RNA polymerase II-specific. Lineage: Eukaryota; Metazoa; Chordata; Aves; Passeriformes; Corvidae. The coding region runs from base 786 to 1754 and encodes 322 amino acids. The transcript has 3 exons. The record is from RefSeq and is a predicted model, not a curated record.
GUCCCCGCCCGCCGCGAUGGGGGCCGGGGGCGCCGGGCUUUGAACCCCCUUCCGUGGCAGAGCCUUUGAGUGCCGGCCCUGCGGAGGAAAGAGGCGGCCGGAGGAGACGGGGCAGGGCCGGCUUGUCCCUUCUGCCGCUGCCGUGCCUGCCUGCAUCCCGUGCCGAGAGCGCAGUUCCCCCCGUUCCCGUCCGCCGCACAGCAAAGGCCUGUCCUUCCCCAGCUCCCACCAGUGCCUCUGAUCUGGCACCAGGCACCAGCUCUGCCCCCUGCCCCGGCUCGGUGGGAAAUCCUCGUCCCCUCCCGUUCUGCCUCCUGUCCCCCCACCCUAGUGUGUGAUCAAAUCUGACAGCGCAGGGAAGGGGGCUCUCACCACACCGAGGGGUGCAGCUGCAUAAUUAACAGCUUUCGGUGAUUCAAAAAAAAAAUGUCAUCACCUUUUGAUUUUACCGCAAGCAUUAUCUGCCCCAAAAAAAUAGCUGGGGAGAGGAAGAUUUGAACGUCUUCUUAAGGCCGUGGGGAGAGCACUCGGCUGCUGGUGGCACAUCAGGAGCACAGGAAGCUGGGAGUGUGGAGCUCUGCCCUAGGAUGAGUCCCAGAACCUCCACACCUCGCUAUAGCCAUGGCAGGGAUCCAGAGCUGGGUGGUCGGAAGAGAACAUGAGUAGCCAAGCAGGGUCAGUGGAUUUUAGGACAAUAUGACAAGCUCUGAAUAUUCAACUAAGGUUGCUUUUGUUUGCUCCUGCACGAAGGGUUCCUGAUUGUUGAACCUGAUGUAACUGCACAGAUGGACCAGGGAGAAGAACAGGAAUACAAAGCCUUGGAGGAGACACAUACAGGUGGUGAGCUGGGGCCCCUUCCAGAUCACCUUACAAGUGCAUAUCUGCAGGACGCCUUGGCAGUGGGCUCCAGAGGAGGAGAGGAGCAGUUUGGGGACAGCCAUGGAAGUCAGCGUGGUUGCUCAGAGCCUCAGCAAGGUGGCUGUGAGGAGGAGGAGGAGGUUAAGCUGCCCUGUUCUGACAUCAGCCUGGUGAAAAGGCAGGGGAGAAGGGUGGCAGCCUCACGGCGAGCCCCUCGCGUGGAGCGCCCCACCAUCUGCCCGGAGUGUGGCAAGGGCUUCAGCCGGAGCAUCCACCUGCUCCAGCACCAGCGCAUGCACACCGGCGAGCGCCCCUUCCUGUGCGGGGACUGCGGCAAGGGCUUCAGCCAGAGCUCCCACCUCGUCCAGCACCGGCGCGUCCACACGGGCCAGAAGCCCUACACCUGCGCCGAGUGCGGGAAGAGCUUCAGCCAGAGCUCCAACCUCCUCAAGCACCAGCGCAUCCACACGGGGCUCAAGCCGUACGCGUGCAGCGAGUGCGGCAAGUUCUUCAGCGACAGCUCCACCUGCAUCAAGCACCAGCGCAUGCACACGGGCGAGCGGCCCUACAAGUGCCCGGCCUGCGGGAAGAGCUUCAGCCAGCACUGCCACCUCCUGCAGCACCAGCGGGCCCACGCCGGCGUCCGGCCCUACGGCUGCGGGCAGUGCGGCAAGCGCUUCGGGCAGAGCUCCGACCUCAUGAACCACGCGCGCACCCACACCGGCGAGAAGCCCUACAAGUGCAGCCAGUGCGGCCGCGGCUUCAGCGGCAACUCCAACCUCAUCAAGCACACCCGCAUCCACACCGGGGAGCAGCCCUACCGCUGCUCCCAGUGCGGGGAGAGCUUCCGCUUCCAGCCCCAGCUGGUGCGGCAUCAGAAGCACCACGCGGAGUAGCUGGUGGAGAGGAGAAAGCUCCAUGGACCAUAGGAAGCUGGCUGGUGCUGGGAAGAUACAAAGCUGCUCCCUGGACAUCUUGUAUGGGACAUGAAUUUUGGUGGAGAGAGCCCUCAGAGCCUGUCCCUUUUUUUACUUUUUUUUUUUUUUUUUUUUUUUACUUUUUUUUGGUUGGAUUUAUCCAAAUCUGUCUGUGAGCACUGCCCAGCUGCUCAAGCCAAGAGGGAGGCCACUGCUGAUUGAAUUAAAUGAACUAGAGCACGUUCACUGUGGUGCAGUGGUUGUUGUGAGCCUCUCUUUUGGGGAUGAAGAACACAAAGGUACUUACUCAGUGUGGUACCUUCAAGGACACAGAGAACAUAGAGACAUUCCAAGGAUCAGUGUCUUUUCCUGUUAUUUCUAGUGGGGAGUGAUUUUUAUCCCAGGAUAAAACAGCUAAAAUUUGUACCCGUUUCUUGUACAAGCUGCCUGUGUUUUCCCUCACACUAAGGCCACAGGAUGAUUGCUUCCCAUAGAAUCCAUGUCUCCCACAUGCCAGUAGUCUUGCUUUUAGAUGGUGUUUGCAUCUAUUUAUCUGAAACCCCUGCAACGCUGUGCUGGGUCCCUCUGCGUGCAUGUUGUGGGCCCAGCUGAUGCUCUUUUGGGGCCACAUCUAUGAAGCAGUGCUUUUGCUGGGUUGUAUCAUCGUUAAAUUGACAAUUCCACAAAUCAUGCUGCCAUCUGACAGCUUAGCCCUCAGAAGCACCUACCUUAACCUCCUAAUAGGUGUUUCAGAGUCUUGUUUAGGCGCUUUUGUGGGUGGCACUUUAUGAAUGUUUUUAUAAGGCUUUAAAAAGUAUUUAGGAUGACUUUUUCAGUUGUGGUCUUUUAAUUGUCUGAUGAACUGAAAAUGAACAAGAAAAUGAUGCACAGAAAAAUGAUGGCAUUUGAAAAAUAAGCUGUGUCAAACUGAUUUUAUAUUAAAUGUUAAGCAUUUUUUCUUGCAUAAAACUUUUAAAUUCAAACACUA